This is a messenger RNA of Aspergillus puulaauensis, 4083 nucleotides long. It is a transcript of the gene RTC1, whose product is annotated as WD repeat protein. Lineage: Eukaryota; Fungi; Ascomycota; Eurotiomycetes; Eurotiales; Aspergillaceae. The record is from RefSeq and is a predicted model, not a curated record. Bases 1 to 4083 code for a protein of 1360 amino acids. The transcript is spliced from 2 exons. Gene Ontology annotation, molecular function: protein binding. Gene Ontology annotation, biological process: positive regulation of TOR signaling.
AUGUCCGACCUCCCCCGAUUGCCCACCCGCGGCAGCACAUCCCCAGCUCCGCCUCCCCCUCCUCCGCCUGCUCCCGUGCAACAGAGCCAGAGCAAGUACUCGCACCGCGCCGCCAGUGCCCUUGCAAGAUUCGCUCAGCCUUUUUUCUCAGGGUCUCGGCCUCCUAGCCCGCACGGCCCCGGCGUUCGUACAGACUCGCCUGCUGCUACUGCCCGUUCUACCAGGUCCAGCUCUUUGCCCGGAGCAUCGCAAACGGUUACCCACAAGACAGGCAUUUCGAUUGCUGCAUUGGAUAUCUCUCCGCAACGGACACAUGCAGUGAUUGGAGGAAAAGAGAUUCUGAAAACGAUCCGCGUUCUGCCUGAUCAUUCGUCAGAAGAGUUCAACUUGCGCAAUGCUAUCAUCAGCUAUUCCUCAACCCACCAUGCUGCCGGCGGUCUCUCCGCGCGGCACAAGGACCAGCUGACGGUGAAGGACGUGAAAUGGUCACAUGGACUCUACGAUCAGAUCAUCGCCACCGCGGUGGCCAAUGGCCGCAUCGUCGUUUAUGAUCUACAUCGAACCGGCCUGGAAUAUUGCAGGUUUCAGGGUCACAGCCGCCAGGUUCAUCGGCUAGCCUUCAAUCCACACCAGCCAGCAUGGCUCCUUUCUGGCAGCCAGGAUGCCCACGUUCGGAUGUGGGAUUUGCGUUCUGUAGCAGCAGACCGUGGUGUCUCGGUGUGCGGUAGCAGGGAGAAUUUUAACGGAAAUAGUGAUGCUGUCCGUGAUAUAAGGUGGUCUCCAAUCGAUGGGGUCAUGUUUGCCGCGGCCACCGAUAGCGGUGCGAUUCAGCUGUGGGACAUCCGCAAAUCGAAUAGUCCCGUUAUGCGGAUUACUGCUCACGAUAGGCCAUGCUAUUCAGUAGAUUGGCAUCCUGACGGGAAGCACAUUGUUAGUGGUGGUACGGAUAGGCAAGUUAAGGUCUGGGACUUCUCAGCGGGCGCCGAACGCAGGCAGAAACCUACAUUUCAAUUCCGGACUCCUCAAGCGGUUCUCAAUGUUCGCUGGCGUCCGCCUUCAUGGUCUAGCGAGAUAGACGGCUCUGGCGAUUGGCAGUCAUCACAAGUAGUGACCUCAUAUGAUAAGGAAGACCCGCGGGUUCAUCUAUGGGAUUUUCGUCGGCCUCAUAUCCCCUUUCGAGAAUUCGACCGAUAUGAUUCCACCGCUACCGAUUUACUUUGGCAUUCUAAGGACCUUCUCUGGACUGCAGGUGACGGUGGUGUAUUUACUCAGACCGACAUCCGUUAUGCCCCCCAAGUGGUCAAUCGACGCCCUACCUGCGCAGUGGCCUGGAGCCCUAGCGGCGAGGUUAUUGCUUUCGCCCAGAAGCGUCCCAGGAGGAGUAUCUUGGGCCUAAGCACAAAUGAGUUUAUUGGACAACCUGAAGAAGAGGACACCAGUGGCGAGACCCUAAGCCAGAGCCCCCCUGAGGAGGCAGUCGUUGAUGAGCCCUUGUUUGCUUCUAUUCGGCCUCGCCAUAGUAAGUCUAGUAGUAUUCGUACAACCAAGUCACUUGGCAGUACACCACCAACAGCCACGGAUCUCAUCCCGAUACUCCCGCUCGAGAGACUGCUCUCGAAGGAUACGCCCUCGACCCUGUGCCAAAGGGGAAUGGUGGUGAACAUCACAGGAGCCACGAUGGAUCAAGGGACAUUUCAGUAUCUUGCUCGCCAGUAUUCCCCUCUCCUUCCAAGCAAGCUCAGUGGCAUACAUACAAACCAUUUGCAGUCAUUUUUGGAUUCACUCAACCACAAUGCCCAAUGUGCCGAAGAGAUUUUACUGUUCCAAUUAGCCCAGACCUGGCGCAUAGUGGAAUAUGCUAUCGUGCAGGAGCUUCAAGCACGGGAAAUGGAGCAGCGGCAAGCACCAGAAAAGGGAACUCGCACUGUCAAAAAGAAAACUUCCUUGGAUGAUCCAGUUGUCGAAAAGGUGCGGAAUCCAGAGGACAUGAGACAUGAGAAAAUGAAGACUCGCUUCUUCAAGGGGGUGAUGGAGAAUGAAGCUCCAAAACAUCCAGUCUCGGAUAUCGAGAGCGCUUCGAACAUGACAACGCCGCUUGCUCAACCUUUGCCAGAUUCCCCACCCGAUUCGUAUGACAACUCCAGUUCCCAGUUCACAUCUUUGGACGAUGCUAGGGACAUUCAACCACUGCCGCCGUCUGUCUUAAGCUCAAACCAGGGUACUAUGGCUUCAAAUGACUGGUCUUCCAUGUCGGAUAUUGAUUCUCGAUCUAUUCGUCAACUCCAACAUCGAGAAUCUAAUGCUAGUGAAUCUAAUGCCAGUGAAAAUGUGCCCAUGCCACCUGAUAGUCCGCCAACUGGCCGACGUGACUCCGUUCCCAUCGAAGUCGAGGAGGAACAGAGGUCUGCCCCAUUGGCAAUUGCCGGUAGAGCAGAUUGGCAUAAUCGCGGUCGGCCUCGGCUCACAAAACAGGUCUCGGACGUGGACGAAUUCGAUCAGAAAAUGGAGGAUAAACGGGCUGCCAUCCGAGACUACAAGAUAUUUCCGAAAAAGCCCCUUUCAUUUGAAACGCACGCCGGGUCUGCUACUAAACCCGCUUUCUAUCGGCACGAAUCCACAGAAAGUUUUCCAAUGUUUUCUGCGUCAACCGCAAGUUCAAAUCCUUCCAAGUCGCCAGCGACAUCAUUCACAUCGGACGCUAGAUUGUAUGAUGCACAUGAAGGGCUCCCUAGAAAUAACACAAUUCUAAGGACCCAUAGUGAUUCACUUAUUACCUCUAACUCCAUACCGGAAGAAGAGUUCGAGAGCAAGGAAUCAUUUGCGGAAAGCCUCAAUGGUCAUCACCAUAUUCAUCUUGACAGGCCAUCUACGCCUCCUCCACUUUUAAAGGAAUCGACCCCUUUGAAGGCUCCAAGUCAAGAAGAUGAGGACGUCGCUAUUCGGCCAGCAACAAAUGGAGAUACCUCAACCCACGCUGACUCUGAAACUCCGAACGAUCUUCCCUGUAUCUCCAUUCCAGUACUCUCUAAUCAAACCGAUAAUAACCCGUGGAGCGCGGAAAUGCUGCUGAGGGAGGCGAUACGACAUUUUCACAGUAGUACCGAUGUUGAUGUCCAGUCUGCUGCCCACCUACUUCAAAAGCUGCGUGUCCUAUUCGAGGACUGCGAGAAUGUCCUACCGCAUGCGGAGAGCGAGGCCAUAUUCAAGAUAUACAAUGAAAACCUCAUCCGUCAGUCCAUGUACAUCGAAGCAGCCGAACUUCGUUUGCUCUGCGAGCCAUCCUAUCCCUCGGUCUAUGAAUAUGCUCAGGGAGACACCUACAUGAAUGUGUUCUGCUUCACAUGCAAAAGGCCAUAUGAAAACCCCAAGACAGACAAUACUCGGUGCCACCGUUGCAGUACUCCGCAGGAGCCUUGCACCAUUUGCAUGAGUCUCAGCCCGCCACCAGAAUGGGUUGCGGAGCAGAGUGCAUUGCCCCUUGACGCACGCUUUGGCCUAGGUUCGGGCCUCGCGCCUAACAUCUCCUCGCCAUCUUAUUAUUCGCCCAAAACCGAGCCCAUUCCUUCCGAAAUAGGGGACCUUGACGGAACACCUUUGGAGUCCUAUGAGCGCCCCCGGCCCAAGGGAACCACCCUCUGGUCUUGGUGCCAGGGCUGCGGUCACGGCGGCCAUCUAGCCUGUAUAAGCACAUGGCUAAAAGACAUCGACGUAAGUGAAGGCGGCUGCGCAACCCCCGGUUGCAUGCACGACUGCGCCCCGGGGCCCCGCCGUGAACACAAUCGCCGAAUCCUGCUCGAAGAAUCCAAGAAGCGCGACACAGCUAGCCGAAAGGCCGGCGUUGGCUUCGUUAAACGCGACACCUGGGCCAAGGGCGAGAGCAAAGCCGUCGAAAAGGUCCGCGGCAUGUUAAGCGUUGGUGCCUCUGCUGGAAGUGCGUCUACGGCGACCACUGCGACAACCAGCGUCGCGCCCAGUGCAACGUCAUCGAAUCUGAUGUCGUCCCCUAAGAAAGUGCGUCUGGUUACGCCUAGUGAGCAGGGAAAGCCGCCUAAAACUAGCUCUACGCGUACUAGUUUUGGUUAA